This is a messenger RNA of Botrytis byssoidea, 252 nucleotides long. RefSeq lists its product as uncharacterized. The transcript is spliced from 3 exons. Lineage: Eukaryota; Fungi; Ascomycota; Leotiomycetes; Helotiales; Sclerotiniaceae. The record is from RefSeq and is a predicted model, not a curated record. Bases 1 to 252 code for a protein of 83 amino acids.
AUGUAUGGCAGACAAGGCAACGGGCACGCAAGCAAGCAAGCAAGCAUGGGAGGGAACGAGGAAACGAGGGAAAGAGAGGAAAAGAGGGUACAGAGGGUACAGAGGGUAAGAAAAAAUGGAUCAACAUCUCCACGAAAUGGAAUGGCGGGAGGACAAGUUAACGGGGCAACGAAUCAACGAUGCAUUCGACUCAACCAGCCACGUUUUGCGCGUGCUCCAGCUAUUAACCAUGCAGCAUCCCUAGGUACGUAA